AUGAGCAUACAUUGGCUGAGCGUGUGCAAUCACUGGCAGAUUGGUGUGCAGGGGUUGUGCUUGGCUUUGGAUUGGCUUCUGGUCAUAUUCGCGCAGAUGAACAAGAGCUCAUUGAAAGUUUACAAGAUGUUGCAUCUGUUGAGUUUGAUGAAUCAGAUGACGAUGAUGAGGGAACGUCGUGACCGCCUCGCUGAACAAAUGGGUCCCAAUAGCAUUGCAAUUAUCUCAACCAGUCCAGAAGUCAUGCGUAACCGAGAUGCUGAUUAUAAGUUUCGUGCGGACAGUAGCUUUUUCUAUUUAACCGGUUUCGCAGAGCCACAAGCAGUUGCAGUCAUAGAGACAGAUGAAACUGCUUGUUCUGUCGUGAACGUAAUCGUGAGAUGGAAAUCUGGAAUGGUUACCGUGCCGGAAUUGAUGGUGCGGUUGAUGAUUAUGAAGCAGAUGAAGCUUAUGCGAUUGAUCUGCUUGACGAAGAAAUUAUUGCUAAAAUUUUAA
Oppiella nova is the source of this 495-nucleotide messenger RNA. NCBI's taxonomy places the organism in Eukaryota, Metazoa, Arthropoda, Arachnida, Sarcoptiformes, Oppiidae. The record is from the annotation of a GenBank genome assembly.